AUGUCUUACAUGUUCUUCGAGUCGGUAACGAACAGCUUCGCGAAACAGUGCACAUGCAAAGCAAAGAGGGAAGGAAGAGCGAAAAAGAAAAUGGCUUCCAGAGGAACAAUAGAAACGUUCGACCCUACGAAUCCACAAGCGUGGACUACAUAUGAAGAACGGCUAGAAUUUUACAUGGGGGCGCAGAAAAUAGUAGCAGAUGAAGAGAAAAGAGCCGCCAAAGCAGCCCCGGCCGCUGUGAAACAAAAGAAGUACGAAGAAAUCAUAAAGCUCCUGCGAGAUCAUUUCGUCCCCAAGACGUCAUCGAUAGUAAGCCGUUUUCAGUUCAUAGAAGAGAACAGAGAUCAGGGCAAUCCAUUUCCGCAUUCAUUGGAGAAUUACGGCAACUGGCUGAAAAGUGCAAUUUUGAAGCCGGUACACUCAACGACAUGUUACGAGAUAGAUUGGUGUGCGGCGUCAGAGAUGAAAACCUACAGCGUCGCCUAUUGGCAGAAGAAACACUCACAUUUAGGGGUGGAAUGUCAUUUUUGUAAGAAGGUAGGCCACAUAGAGAGAGUUUGUUUAUCUAAGAAGAGACAACAGGGACAACAAUCUACAAGAAUGAAACAGUCAUCGACACAUCAACAAACCAGCAUUAAAGUCGAUGAGCCAAAUGAAUACAGCAUUUACAACUCAGGUGCUGCACAUUCGGUAGUUGGAAAAAGUACAUUCGAACAAGUGAGGCGUACAGCAAACAGCCUACAGCUAAAACAACCAAAUGUGAUACUGAAAGAUUACCAGAAACAAAACAUUGAUCGUUUAGGUGCCUGUGAUGUAACCAUUAAGUUAAAGUCGAGAUGUCAACGACUAGCCCUCAUAGUGACGGAACAAGAUCAUGCAAACCUCUUAGAUCGUAACUGGUUUGAGGCACUAGGCAUAGCCGUGGUUGGUAUAAAUUCUCAGACAGCAAAGGUCACUGAUUUAUAUCAAGAAUUCGAAGAUGUCUUUUCACAUGAAUUAGACAAAUUUAAGGGCACUCCUCUAUCCUUCAAUCUGGAUGCAAACGUCAAACCGAUUAUUUGUAAGGCAAGAAAAGUGCCAUAUGCCAUGAAACCUCUCAUUGAGAAAGAGUUAGAAGAUUUGGAAAAACAAGGUGUGCUAGAACCUGUAAGCCACCCAAAUUGGGCAACACCCAUUGUAGCUGUAAUGAAGUCACCCACAGAAGUGAGAAUUUGUGGGGAUUACAAAUCCACAUUGAACACGGUUCUCCACACAGACACCUAUCCGAUUCCAUCAGUACAGUCAAUGCUAGCAGUUCUAGCAGGGGGAAAAUACUUUGCUCGACUGGAUCUCCGACAAACUUUCCAGCAACUGACCGUGACAGAAGAGACUGCAGAAGCCCAAACCUUAAUAACGCAUAAAGGUGCUUUUAGAGUGAAGAGAUUGCAAUUUGGCAUCAACAUUGCUCCACAUAUUUUCCAAAGAUUUAUAGAUCUUAGAUUAGCAGGAAUCCCUGGGGUUCUACCAUAUUUUGACGACAUUUUGGUAGUAGCCUCCUCAAUGGAAAAUCUAAAAAUGCGUCUGCGAGCAAUAUUAUCAAGAUUUAGAGAAGAUGGGCUUCGGUUGAGAAAAGAAAAAUGUAUUUUGUUAACGAACAAAGUGCAAUUCUUGGGGUACGAGAUUACAGAAGAAGGUAUUCGGCCCUCCGAAGAAAAGAAAAAAGCUAUAAUAGAAGUUUCAACACCAAGAAAUGUAGAAGAACUGACAGCAUUCCUGGGUAUGCUCAACUUCUAUAGUAUUUUCCAGUCGGGUCGCUGCACGGGGCUGGCCUUGGCUGACUUACCUUAG
This is a messenger RNA of Zophobas morio, 1827 nucleotides long. RefSeq lists its product as uncharacterized. The record is from RefSeq and is a predicted model, not a curated record. The transcript has 5 exons. Lineage: Eukaryota; Metazoa; Arthropoda; Insecta; Coleoptera; Tenebrionidae. Bases 1 to 1827 code for a protein of 608 amino acids.